GUAUCGGUACAUCCCUAUAAACAACAGCUGAUUUGUGUAAAAUUCAUUCCGGGACGUGCAUUUUAUUCAUUUGAUUGUGUUUACUGAAAUAUCUUAUUUAAAAUGAGUAAGAUCAAGAAAAAGACUAAACCCGGUAAGAUUCCGAAACCCAUUAAGGUUAAGAAAGAAAAAACUGAAGAAGAUCGCACGCUUCACCCAAUGUCUCACUACAUAGACGACCGACUGGAAUUGGUGAAACAAAUCUUUGGAUCGCUGAAGCCGAAAACAAUUACAAACUUAGCACCAGAUUUUCUAAAGCACAAAAGCAUGGACGAAAUUGAAGAGCUCUGCUUGAACGAAUUGCUUGGCAUAUCAACAAAGCGAUUAUUAUCCAUUAUAAAUGCCACUAAGUGCCCCACUGACACAGAAUCCUCGGGCGAAUCAGAUGUUGAGCAUCAAGAGGAGCACAUCUCGCUUGAAGAGAUUUCUUCGGACAGUGAAAUCGAAGGCUCAUCUAAUGCAGGAAAGAAAAAGUCCAGCGGAGCUGAUGGUAAAGGUGGUGCCAAAAAGUCUGCAAAAGGUACAGCCGGAAAUGAUGAAAAUAAUGGCCAAAUAAGCGUUUUGGAAUUACUGGAGUUACAAGCACGUGCGCGUGCUAUUCGAUCUCAAUUAGCACUUGAGCCAGUGACAAAGAUCGAAGUAGACUCAGACGACGAAAAGGACAGUGAAAAAAAUGGUAAUGAAAAAUCCACUAAUGGAGCAGCUUCCAAAGAGCAUAAACGCAAACAUAGGCGUAAAUCCAGCGAGAAAAGUAAAGAUGCGGAAAAGACGCAAUCUACGUCUACUUCAGCUGCUGCACGGCCGCCAGCAACAGCGAAGGCAAGUAAAAUAACUACCAGCUCUGCUUCGGAAACUCCCAGUACUUCAACUAAGAAGGCAAAGGCAAAGGAAGAUGAAGCUCAGCCAACAAAAACAAACAAGUUGAAGAGAAAUUACCGGGCGAAAAAUAAUGAACCCGAAACUGCAGCUAACGAAAGUAAAAAGAAGUCUAAAAACAAAGUAUCAGAUGCUGCACUGAUGGCGAUUACAUUAAAAGAGGUUAAAAAAGAAGCGAGAUCUCGUUCAGCUACACCGGAUGUAAUACCAAUAAUUCCGGAGCCAGAAACUUUGUUAAUUAGCGAUAGCUCGGAUGGCGAAAAUGAUGAAAUGAGAAAGAAGAAAAGGACACCAAUUGAAAGCAAUACAACAACAACUAAAAACAAUAGUGAUGCCAGCAAGGAUAUCGAAAAACCGCCAAGAGAACGAAAGUUAACUGAACCCGAAGAGGGUGAAGUUGUUGAAAUCCCAGUUGAGAAGUCAACUGCAGCUAAGAGUAAUGAUAAUAGUAAAGCUACUGAAACUCCUGCUGCCAAGCCAACUGCCGCUGCGGCUACUGAAAAUAAGGAAUCAGAUUCGAGCGCGGAAAACAUUGCAAACACUGAGGCGUCGACUGCAGAAGUGGCCAAGCCAGAUAACAAUGAAACUGCAGUAGUAGACAAAAAACCACUUGAAGCUGCAAUAACAACUACAACAAGCGAAACAGCCACAACUACAAAUUUAGUAGCCUCUACAACAACAACAACAACAUCAACAACAACUAUAAAAAGCACAUCAACCACUGUUGCAGUACCAGAGGAGCAAUCCAGCAUAGCACCCAGUCUCGAAGAUGAGGACGAUAGAAAUGAUGACGUUAUAUCAUUGGAAGGUGGUGAUCUCGAGGAGGAGAUGAUUGAACAUCUGGAAGAAGAUACAAAUACAAAAUCAUCAUUUGCUGCUACAUCACCGAAAAGGAAAAACUCCACAGUCCGCGAGGAACAAGAUGCUGAUGUAAUAUCGUUGGACUCGAGCGAGGAAGAAGAACGGAAUACAGAGAGUUCGGAAUCAUGGCAUUCGCGCUAUUUGAAGAGUUCCAAAGUGAGCAAAGUUUUGGCUACAUCUCGUUUAGGUAAACGUCUACGUGACAACAUUAAAAAAUCUAAGCGUUCCAAAAAAGAUACGGAACGUGAAAAGGCGCCUGAAGAGAAGGAAAAAGCGAGUACAAGUUUCGCUUCUAAACACGAAGAUGGCUCUAUUGAGCAAUACAAGGAGUUGUUGGCAUUGCGACAGCGUAAAAAACAAUAACAUAGCAAAUGUGGAAGUAGUUUGAACUUGCACAUACAUACAUACACACAUACAUAUAGGUAUGUAUGUACAAACAUAUAAACCGAAAGCGGUAGUAUUUUCACUACCAAUAUUAAUAUUCAAGCAUAUACACAAAAAAAAUAAAAACAAAUAGUUAUACACCUAGAUACGUACAUAUUUAUGCAUAAUUGUAUAAAAUCGAUACAUUUAAUAAAAACUAAA
Rhagoletis zephyria (snowberry fruit fly) is the source of this 2361-nucleotide messenger RNA. Its product is annotated as serine-rich adhesin for platelets. Lineage: Eukaryota; Metazoa; Arthropoda; Insecta; Diptera; Tephritidae. Gene Ontology annotation, biological process: regulation of apoptotic process. The record is from RefSeq and is a predicted model, not a curated record.